Seriola dumerili (greater amberjack) is the source of this 1968-nucleotide messenger RNA. RefSeq names its product transcription factor jun-B-like. The record is from RefSeq and is a predicted model, not a curated record. The transcript has a single exon. The coding region runs from base 643 to 1638 and encodes 331 amino acids. Gene Ontology annotation, cellular component: transcription regulator complex. Lineage: Eukaryota; Metazoa; Chordata; Actinopteri; Carangiformes; Carangidae. Gene Ontology annotation, biological process: regulation of transcription by RNA polymerase II; regulation of cell cycle; regulation of cell population proliferation. Gene Ontology annotation, molecular function: RNA polymerase II cis-regulatory region sequence-specific DNA binding; DNA-binding transcription factor activity, RNA polymerase II-specific; transcription factor binding.
GUGGUCGCAGGAGUGUUGUAGGUGUCCCAUUUUGACUGGAAUAGCCCAAUAGAGCCUUGAAUGACUGUGCGCUGUGGGAAACAUUUAAACUGACUUGUUAAUAAAUAAUAAGGAGUGUGGAUGCGCACGAGGUCUUUUGCGUGUUUACCUGGGUUGAGUUUCCCCCACGCCGAAUAGGCUUCGUCUUGUUUACAGUCCCUGUUCCUGGCAACAACGUCAUCUACUCCAUCUGACAUCCCGGAGGCGGGGACACAAACAACCAAUCAGCAGGUUGGUUGGAGCGCUUCGCGCCGGAUUAUAUAAAUAGAGCGGAACGCGCCGGCCGGCUGUCAGUAAAGAGGAAACAGAAGUGGAAGUCUGAUUGAGAGCAGAAAAGACUCUCCUACACACGAGUGGAUUGAAAACAUCUGAAUUAGUCACUGGACUCCGCUUUGAAUCCAACUAAAGGUACAAAUCGACGACUUGGUACAGUACAGUUCCACUAUUUUGGAAGUUUUGCUCUGUUUUUGAUAACUUUGAUCUUCAGUAAAAUAAUACAGCGGGACUUUGUGCUGGAGAUUGAAUCAGUUGGGACACUGAAGCCUCGGUGUCCGAGCAGCAUCUUUGCAGCGCACUCUUGUAUUUGACUGUCUGAUUUGAAAUAUGUCCACAAUAAUGGAACAGCCUUUUUAUGACGACUCGUUUCUCUCUGCUUAUGGCCAUCCAGGCGCAGCUCUGCCAGACUACAAGCUGCUAAAGCAGAAUAUGAACUUGAACUUCUCCGAAUCAUAUCGGAACUCAAACUUCAAGUCACAGCACCUGCGCGCCGACAGUGAUUUCUAUUCAACGGGGACGGCGGACGUGGGCUCCCUGAAGCUCGCCUCUCCUGAACUGGAGCGACUGAUCAUCCAGAACAGCAACGGAGUCAUCACUACAACGCCGACACCUGCCCAGUACCUGUACAACCGCGGGAUCACAGAGGAGCAGGAGGGCUUUGCUGAAGGUUUUGUAAAAGCACUGGACGAUCUACACAAGAUGAACCAGAUGGCUCCUCCAAACGUGUCCAUCGGCACCGGUGGCGUUGGCUGUUCGGCUCCAGCCUCUGUGUUCGGCUCCUCCAUGCAGCCAGAACCGCUCGAGUACACCACACUGGGCAGCUGCACCAAUAACCCCAGCCUGUCCUCUGCAGCCAGCUACCCAUCCACCACUAUCAGCUACCUGCCCCACCACCAGUACCACCAGCAUCCUCAGGCCGUUGCGCACGGAUCUCACCAUUUCCAGCACUCCCUGGCCAGUGCUGGCAUCCACUCGCAGCGCUUCGGCGGGUUGAAAGAGGAGCCUCAGACAGUUCCCGACAUGCAAAGCAGCGACAACGGCUCUCCGCCAAUGUCCCCCAUCGACUUGGAGAACCAGGAGCGGAUCAAAGCGGAGCGCAAGCGGCUGAGGAACCGGCUCGCAGCCUCAAAGUGUCGGAGGCGCAAGCUGGAGCGCAUCGCUCGUCUUGAGGACAAAGUGAAGGUGUUGAAAACAGACAACGCCGGACUGUCAAACACGGCUUCUCUACUGCGGGAGCAGGUGGCCCAACUCAAACAGAAAGUCAUGACACAUGUGAGCAGUGGCUGCCAGCUCAUGUUAGCGCCCAAAGUGAAGUCUUAUUGAAGUAACAUUGCACUUUUAGAAACACUGGACAAUGACUGCACUGACAACACAAUGAACAAUGUCUUUAUACAUAGUAUGCGAGAACUGGAUCAUCAUGGUUUCUUUGGCUGAAAGAAAAGUAGCCUCCACACAGAAAUCAUACAAGACUAAAACACUUAGGGCAUUUUUGAAUAAGUUUUUAAAAGUGUCGUCUCGGGUUUGCCUGUUUACAUUUUGUUUUUUUGAUUGUGAUGCUUCUUAUGUAAGUUAUUUGUGUUUGUCAGGUUGAGCCUGAUGAGCCUGUCUUUUUUUACUUGUACAGUAUAUUUAAGUAAACGAAAUUAUGAAACU